UAGGCCCGCCAUCACUCUCCACCUCCGCCUGUCGUCGUCGUCGUCUGCACGCGAGAAAUAUUCUCCCCGAUGCCGGUGCUUUCCCUUUCUUCCUCUCUUUCUCCUCUCUCUGCAGACUCCUGAACAAGAUUCCCCCUGCCGCCCCGGCGCUGCUUCUCCAAGAAAGUUGCCUCCUUGAACAAAUCAAAACCUGAACAAUUUGUGCUCAAGGAUUUUACUAAAAUCAGAAAGUUUCUCUUUCAUAUUAUGAAUCACUGAUCAUCAAGAUUGCAGUCGGUCAAUCCUAAAUCACGAAAAAUGAGCUCCCAUGGCGGUGGCACCGCCGUCACGGGCAAGAGGCAACACAAGGCCCACAUUCAGACACUAGCCAGAGAAGGCUCUCUCUACAACCUCACCCUCAGUGAGGUAGAGGGCCACCUCGGUGCACCACUGUUUAGUAUGAACCUUGAUGACCUUUUGAGGAGUGUGCUUCCAGAUGACAUGAACCUUCCAUUACCAAAUGGUGUUGGGAAUUCUGGCAGUCAGAGUGCAUCAGCUUCUGGUCUGGAGCGUCAGGGCAGCAGUAUUACUGUGCCCCGGGAAUUGAGCAAGAAGACAGUGGACGAAGUCUGGAGAGACAUCCAGCAGGAUCAGGAGAGUAGUGACGAGGAAAGGAGUUCAGGUUGUGAGGCACAGAUAUCGCUUGGGGAGAUCACACUUGAGGACUUCUUGCACAGGGCUGGCAUUGUUACCGGGCAGUAUCAGAAGGAUGCUGAUAAGUUAGUUGGUCCUGCAAGAACUGGAGAAGGUGCUCAUUUGAUGACUAGAGUGCAGGAUUUCCCACAGGGCACCAGCGCAAUUGAUGCAUACAUUGCACGUCAGUCGAUUGCGCAGCCACUGAGUGUUGCAAUCCCUUCAACAAUGGAUGCCAUCUACCCAGAUAGUCAAAUGAGUAUCUCACCAUCACUAGAACUUUCUGAUCUUCAAACUCCUAGUCGUAAGCGAAUGUCUUCGGGCGAUGUGGUAUACAAGGUCGUUGACAGGAGGCAAAAGAGGAUGAUCAAGAACCGAGAAUCGGCAGCACGUUCAAGAGCUAGGAAACAGGCCUACACAAGUGAGCUUGAAGGCAAGGUGGCUUGUCUGGAAGAGGAGAACGCGAGGCUGAAAAGGGAGAAGGAGUUGGACAUGCUAUUGAAGUCUGCUGCACCCCCUCCAGAACCAAAAACACAACUUCGGAGAACAAGAUCAACUUCCUUCUAACUGUGUAUAGUGUUCUGGUAGAUUUGUCUCUACUUUGCUUUCUCUUUUCUCGCAUAAUUAUGCAGUAUGUGUAGCUUGCGUGUAUGUAAUUUGUAAAGGCCUUGAGAGAUGGCAAUCUUGUGACAUAUCUUGUCCAUUAGAUUUCAGAUUUGUAUAUUUGGUUUGGUUCAACUAUUCUUGCAACACAAA
This is a messenger RNA of Lolium perenne, 1428 nucleotides long. RefSeq names its product ABSCISIC ACID-INSENSITIVE 5-like protein 2. Lineage: Eukaryota; Viridiplantae; Streptophyta; Magnoliopsida; Poales; Poaceae. Gene Ontology annotation, biological process: positive regulation of DNA-templated transcription. The record is from RefSeq and is a predicted model, not a curated record. Gene Ontology annotation, cellular component: nucleus. Gene Ontology annotation, molecular function: DNA-binding transcription factor activity.